Molecule: messenger RNA, 2666 nt
Organism: Cyprinus carpio (common carp)
Lineage: Eukaryota; Metazoa; Chordata; Actinopteri; Cypriniformes; Cyprinidae
Product: NACHT, LRR and PYD domains-containing protein 3-like
Molecular function (GO): protein binding
Source: RefSeq, a predicted model, not a curated record
AGAAUCGUUGAAGGACAAUGGCAUCUGUUAAAGAUCUGCUCAUGGACUCACUGAAGGACCUGGUAGAAGAACUGGAGGAGUUUCAGUGGCACUUAGAGAGAGAUCAUAAGUGUAUAUCAAAGUCUGAAAUGAAGAAUGCAAAUAGGUUAAAAACAGUGGAUAAGAUGGUGGCAUGUUUUGGACCACAAGAAGCUGUGAAGAUCACUGUGGACAUCCUGAGGAAGAUGAACCAGAAUCAACUGGCUGAAGAGCUGGAGAACGAACACAAGAAAGCUCAGACCAAGGGCAAUACAAACACAUCUGUCCCUGUUGGAGCUGAUUCAGAGCUGCAAAACUUCUUGAAAACUCACAAAAUCAACAUGGAGAAGAAAGCACAAUAUAUAUUUGAGGGCAACAAAGAAAAUGACACAGAUCUCAAGGCUAUUUACACAGAACUCUUCAUCACAGAGGGAGAUAUGAAAAAUGUCAAUCAGGAACAUGAGAUUCUGAAGAUUGAUGAUGCUCUAAAGACCCAGAAAUCACAGGGCAAACCAAUCAAAUGCACAGAUAUAUUUAAUGAACUCAGGAAAAAGAAUGAGAAGAAAAUUGUACUGACCAAAGGAGUUGCUGGCAUUGGAAAAACUGUUUCUGUGCACAAAUUCAUCCUGGACUGGGCAGAAGGAAAAACCAGUCAGGAUAUAGACUGUGUGUUCCUACUCCCAUUCAGAGAGAUCAAUAUGAUUAAAGACAGGGAGGUCAAUUUCCACAAGUUUCUGCUGGAAUUUUAUCCUGAACUGAAGGACCUGGAGAAAUCGAAGUUAUAUACAGAAUCUAAACUUGCGUUUAUAUUUGACGGACUUGAUGAGAGUCGCCUGCCUCUGAAUUUUACAAGUAGGUCACUGAACACUGUUGAGGAAAGAUCAUCUGUAGAUCUGCUGUUCACAAAUCUGGUCAAUGGGAAUCUGCUUCCAUCAGCUCUGGUCUGGGUGACCUCACGACCAGCAGCAGCCAAUCAGAUCCCUCAUGAACAUGUGGGUUUGUUCACUGAGGUGCGAGGAUUCAAUGACCAACAGAAGGAUGAGUACUUCAGAAAGACAAUCACAGAUGAGAGUCUAGCCGAAAGAAUUGUCUCACACAUUAAGACGUCUCGUAGUCUCUACAUCAUGUGCUACAUUCCUGUGUUCUGCUGGAUCACAGCCACAGUACUUCAGUAUAUUCUCAUUGAAACUAAUGCAGAGAGCAUCAGCACAACACUCACGGAAAUGUACAUCCACUUCCUGCUGAUACAGAUAAACAUGAAGAACCAGAAGUACGAUGGGAAAAAACAAAAACAACAUACAAAGCUCUUACUUUCAAAUAAAAAAAUGAUUCUGAAAUUAGCUAUGCUAGCAUUUAAACAGCUGAAGCAAGAAAACAUUGUGUUUUAUGAGAAAGAUCUGAAAGAAUGUGGUAUUAAAGUGGGUAAAGACACUGAGUUCACAGGAAUGAUCGCUGAGAUCUUUAAGAAGGAAAGUGGGCUUUAUAAGACAAAGGUAUUCAGCUUUGUGCAUCUGAGUGUUCAAGAGUUCCUCGCUGCAGUGCAUGUGUUCAUCUGUUACCUGAACAAGAACAAGCAAGAGCUUCAGUUUUUCUUUGAAGAUUCACAAACUACGGCCAGACGAAAGCUUCAGUUCCCCUUUAGAAGUCAAACAGUCCAAUUUCAUGACUUAACAAAGAGUGCCAUUGAUAAAGCAAUGCAGAGUAAGAGAGGACAUCUGGACCUGUUUCUGCGGUUUCUGAUGGGAGUUUCACUGGAGUCCAGUCAAUACCUGCUCAAAGGCCUGAUCACAUGCAGUGAAGACACCACAGAGAGCAUCAGACAAACAACUGAAUACAUUAAACAAUUACAAAACAAGAACAUCUCAGAUGAAGCUUCAGUCAACCUGUUUUACUGUUUACUAGAGCUCAAGGAUCAUUCAUUAUAUGAGGAAAUCCAGAGAUACCUCAGUUCAGAUGCACAUCCAGGAAGAAAACUCUCAUCUUCAAUGUGCACAGUGCUGACCUAUGUACUGCUGAUGUCAGAGAAGGUCCUGGAUGAGUUCAACCCAAAGAGGUUCACAUCAUCACAAGAAAAUUACAAGAGACUCAUUCCAGCUGUGAGAUGCUGCAGAAAAGUCCUAUUUGAUGGCUGUGGUCUUGAUCAAACAUGCUGUGAAACUGUGUCUUCUGCUCUACAAUCAUCAAACUCCCAUCUAAGAGAGCUGAACCUGAGAAAUAAUCACCUGCAGGAUUCAGGAGUGAAGCUGCUUUAUGAUGGACUGAAGAAGAGUCCACACAGUCAGCUGAACAUACUGAGGCUGUGUGGGUGUAAUCUCACUGCUCAGUCCUGUGAAAGUUUGUCUUCAGCUCUACAAUCCUCAAAUUCCCAUCUAAAUGUGCUGGACCUGAGUAACAAUGACCUGAAGGAUUCUGGAGUGAAGAUGCUUUCUGAUGGACUGAAGAGUCCAAACUCUAAAUUGGAGAUUCUGAGAUUGUCCUUAUGUAAUCUCACUACUCCAUCUUGUGGGAGUUUGUCAUCAGCUUUACAAUUCUCAAACUCAGUCCUGAGAGAGCUGGACCUGAGUAACAAUGACCUACAGGAUUCAGGAGCAAAGCUUCUUUCUGAUGGACUGAAGAGUUCAAACUAUCAGCUGGAGAUACUGAGGUAA